Messenger RNA from Salvia hispanica, 2376 nucleotides. RefSeq names its product Leucine-rich repeat family protein. Gene Ontology annotation, cellular component: SCF ubiquitin ligase complex. Gene Ontology annotation, biological process: SCF-dependent proteasomal ubiquitin-dependent protein catabolic process. Gene Ontology annotation, molecular function: protein binding. NCBI's taxonomy places the organism in Eukaryota, Viridiplantae, Streptophyta, Magnoliopsida, Lamiales, Lamiaceae. The record is from RefSeq and is a predicted model, not a curated record.
GGAGAUCAGUUGGCUCGGAUCCUGGCUCGGGCAACCUCUCCCCUUCUUGUACGCUGCCUUCUUCCCUAUCUUCGUCCUCUGCUACUCUCCACUCUCUCUAAAUAAGCUGUAUAUUUUUGGACUGCUGAGGUUUCGAUGGAAAUAUUGAGGGCCGUGUUCCUCUUGUACCCCUGACAUUCGUAACAAAUGGGAAAUUACACUGUUUCACUGCUGCUUUCGUGAUAGCAUAGAUAAUAUACUGCUGUAAAUGGGGGGAGCUUGUUCAAGGAAGCGUGAUCAACAGGCUAACGACGAUAACAUCAACAGAGGAGUAUCUGGGAGAUAUACUAAAAGUGGGAGCUCAAAAUGGCUUGGGGGUUCAUUUUCUAGAGCUCCUAUGGAUGCUAGCCAGGGGAAACAAAGAUGCCCCACGCUUAUGGAUUUGUGCAUAUACAAAAUUAGGGAGGACAUAAAUAAAUAUGGCACUUUCUCCAUGCUGCCAAGGGAUAUAACUCAGCAGAUUUUUGAUGAUUUGGUCUGUUCUCAAUGCCUGACUGAUACUUUACUUGAAGCUUUUCGGGACUGUGCUCUACAGGAUCUUAAUUUGGGGGAGUACCCAGGAGUUGGUGACAGUUGGUUGGAUGUUGUAUCUUCUCAGGGUUCGUCGUUGCUCUCUUUGGAUCUUUCAGCAUCAGACGUUACUGACUCUGGGUUAACUUAUCUCAAAGAUUGCAAGAGUCUUCAGGCCUUGAAUCUCAACUACUGUGAUCAGAUAUCCGACAAGGGUCUUGAACAGGUCAAUGGUCUCUCAAACCUGACUGCACUCAGCUUUAAAAGAAACAGCUCGAUUACCGCCAAAGGAAUAAGUUCUUUGUCUGGCUUAAUCAAGAUGGUAAAGUUGGAUAUGGAGAGAUGUCCCAGGAUCCAUGGAGGACUUGCUCACUUAAAAGCCUUAGAGAGAGAAACAAGAGACAUCCUCUGGAAUGGUCCUGAUGCCGUGAUGUGUAUUCAUACUCACUUUAUCUCGAGCGAUGUGGUGGUCCGUCCCAAAGAGAUAGAAGGACUUGAAAAACUUGAAAUGCUGAAUGUCAACUGCUGCAAUUGCAUCACUGAUGCUGAUAUGAAGGCUAUCUCAGGCCUUACUAGCUUGAAGUCAUUACAAAUUGCAUCCAGUAAGGUUACUGAUAAUGGUGUAGUCUUUCUACGAGACUUGAAGAAUCUCUCUCUCUUGAAUAUGGAAGCUUGCCCUGUCACUGCUGCAUGCUUGGAGUCACUUUCAGUUCUUGGUGCAUUGCAAUAUUUGAAUCUUAGCAGAUGUGAUUUGAAGGACAAUGGAUGUGAAAACUUUUCAAAGAUGCAGUCUCUGAAAGUGUUGAAUUUGGGGUUCAAUGAUAUCUCAGGUGCAAUUUUGGUGCACCUUAAAGGUCUCAUAAAUUUGGAGAGCUUAAACCUUGAUUCUUGCAGGAUUAAAGAUGAAGGGAUUCUUUACCUUUCAGGUUUAACGCGUCUAAAGUAUUUGGAGUUGUCGGAUACUGAAGUUGGGAGCAGCGCGUUACGCCAUCUUUCUGGACUGGUUAAUCUGGAGAAUUUAAAUCUAUCAUUUACUGUUGUCACUGAUGGUGGCUUGAGAAAGUUAUCUGGCUUAUCAUCUCUCAAGUCCCUCAAUCUAGAUGCACGUCAAAUUACGGAUGCUGGCCUUGCUGCUCUUACAAGUCUGACUGGAUUGAUGCACCUGGAUCUUUUUGGAGCACGGAUUACUGAUUCUGGAACCAAUUAUCUCCGAGCAUUCAAGAAGCUACGCUCUCUGGAAAUCUGUGGUGGUGGAUUAACGGAUGCUGGAGUAAAGAACAUUAAAGAUCUUACAUCCUUGACACUGCUGAAUCUAUCUCAGAACAGCCUCUUGACGGACAAGAGUUUGGAAUCAAUCUCUGGACUUACUCAACUUGUUUCCUUGAACAUGUCAAACUCUCGGGUGACGAGUGCUGGUUUGCGUCAUCUGAAGUCACUCAAACACUUGAAGUCGCUUAUGCUGGAGUCGUGCAAGGUGACCGCGAACGACAUCAAGAUGCUUCAGUCGACGGAUCUCCCCCAGCUGGUGAGUUUCAGGCCAGAAUAAAGCGAGCCUGCACGCAUCGUACAUAAUUCGGGUGGGGAAUGUCGUCUGGCAUUUGGCUGAAAUAAAGCCGUAUCAUGAAAAUGAAUUGUACAUAAUUUUGAAGUUUGUUGGUAGUUCUUAAAAUGUGAGCGGCAAUGUGGCAUGUGUUCUGCAGCCCAUCUCCAUAGAUGGAAAUGUAUAUAUAUAAGUAACAACUUCCGUUGGUAUUUCUGUUGACAUUUGUCUUUAUUCAACAGUACUUCUCUGUCCAAUGUACAUAUUUGAAAUUUCAUCUUCUGCUA